AUAGACCUGGAACAGCACAUGCCUCGAUAAAAAGUUCCAUGGCCUUUUGGCUGACCCUGGCAUCCAAGAUUUCUCCCUUGGCUUGUCAUCUCAGAGGGAAGUUGCGAACCACUUGGAAUCGACAACUUCAUUCCUUCCCCUCAAGUCGGUCAUCAUCCUGUUCAGACCAGCUUGCUUUAACGCAGGUUCCAUAUCUCUCAAGCUGGGAUGCUCAAGACUUCCAAUCAACUGCGUACGCAAAGAGUCUGCCUUACCGAUUUCCCAGAUGUCCGGACAUCUUACCUCCUGCUUGCUCCAAAUGGUUCAUUCACAACGACUGUCCACCUCAGCCUCGAGCCGGUGACAAUGUGGAUGUGAUCCAACCCUCUCAUGGCGGACAUACCACUCCCUCGUCCUCACCACCCCCACCACCACCACCAUCAUCUGAGUUACAACCAUCUUUCUGGGCCGAGUAUCAAGAUACCCUCGUUUCACUCGAACUGACAUCUCGAAAUGCUUCUGGGAAACAAGACUUUCACCGGGUGGAAGCACCACUAUCGAUUCUCCUGAGCUAUCUGUCCAACACCAGUCCAGCAUCCUCUCCAUCAGCCACGGACCAGGAUCUUCCACACCCCUCCGCCUCUUCAACUUCACCAUCCAACUCCAAAGACCACCACUCCAUCUAUCUCGCCCAAUGUUCUCUUGAAGACCUCCCUCCAGCCCUACAACUCGAUCUCCCCACUCCCUCCCUCCUCAGGCCAAACUCCCAAUCCAAGCCCCAUUCUCCUUCCCAUUCAACCUCCUCUCCACAACCCCCAAGGAUCAGAGGCGACAUCUACUCUUCCUCUCUCUGGCUCGGCCGUCCACCCACCUAUACUCCCCUCCACCGAGAUCCCAACCCUAAUCUAUUCAUUCAACUGGCAGGAUCCAAGAUCAUCCGUCUCCUUCCCCCGACUGUCGGCGAUGCCAUUUUCGAUCUCAUUCACACGCAAGUAUCCUCCUCUUCUUCGUCCUCCCGAAUCCGUGGUGAAGAAAUGAUGCAAGGUCCAGAACGGUCGCUUCUUCACAGUGCAAUUUGGCCUGAUCACCCUGAAACCCUGCCAGGUUCAGGAUCUCAACCUGACUCUUCUACGAUUUCCUCUUCGCCAUCACUCCGUGAUUCCCCUUACUCGGAUAUUCUUAAGCGAUAUGGGCAGGAAAUCACUGUUCACACGGGUGAUGCCCUGUUCAUUCCUACUGGGUGGUGGCACAGUGUCAAGGGCACUGGUGCUGGAGUCACGGCCAGUGCUAACUGGUGGUUCCGCUGA
Exophiala mesophila is the source of this 1286-nucleotide messenger RNA. RefSeq lists its product as uncharacterized. Gene Ontology annotation, molecular function: 2-oxoglutarate-dependent dioxygenase activity. The record is from RefSeq and is a predicted model, not a curated record. Bases 39 to 1286 code for a protein of 415 amino acids. The transcript has a single exon. Lineage: Eukaryota; Fungi; Ascomycota; Eurotiomycetes; Chaetothyriales; Herpotrichiellaceae.